Messenger RNA from Musca vetustissima, 6723 nucleotides. RefSeq names its product dynein axonemal heavy chain 3 (gene Dnah3). The record is from RefSeq and is a predicted model, not a curated record. Gene Ontology annotation, molecular function: dynein intermediate chain binding; dynein light intermediate chain binding; minus-end-directed microtubule motor activity. Gene Ontology annotation, cellular component: dynein complex. NCBI's taxonomy places the organism in Eukaryota, Metazoa, Arthropoda, Insecta, Diptera, Muscidae. Gene Ontology annotation, biological process: microtubule-based movement.
AUGUUCUCCUGCUUCUUCUUCCACUUCCUGGAUAAACAUAAAACCUUUAAUCAGGUAUGGUUCCAACAAAUGUUUCUGUUUUGCUUUGCGUGGGCUUAUGGAUCGCAUUUACAAGUCAAAGGCAUUAAACAUUUCGAUAGCAUGAUACGGAAAAUUCUUUAUGGUGCCAAUGAGAACUAUCCGCGACCUAAAUACUUCUCCCUAAAUCGAGGACAAAUGUUUCCCGAAAAACUGACCCUUAUGGAUUAUCGUUUCGAUGAACAAGAAAAUUGGUGGACAUGGCAAAAGUCAGGUGACGAUCCCACAGCUGUCACAUCAUUAUUUCCAGAGGGAGCUCAAAUCAGUGAACUAAUCGUACCAACCAAUGAGUCUGGUUAUCUAACAUAUUGGCAAGAAUUUUGCUUAAAUUUGUCAUAUCCUAUGCUGGUUAUUGGUCCUACCGGCACGGGAAAAAGUGCUAUAUUGACGAACAAUUUAAUGGCGUUACCCAAACAAUCGAAUAUGAUUAACAUCAUUAACUUUUCCGCAAGAACAUCGGCGCAAUUGGUACAGGAUACGGUUAUGGCGAAAUUGGAUAAACGCAAAGGUGUCUAUGGUCCACCCGUGGGGAAAAAAUGUAUUGUGUUUUGUGAUGAUGUUGCGAUGCCCAGCAGAGAUACCUAUGGAUCUCAACCACCGCUGGAAUUAGUGCGCCAAUGGCUAGACCAUGGCUAUUGGUCUGAUUUAACCGAUACAAGCAAAAUUGACUUAAUUGAUAUGUGUUUUAUCGGUGCAAUGUGUAUGCCAGGCGGCAGUAAUUUCAUAUUUCCACGUUUCUACCGUCAUACAUUCGUUGUGGGUGUGGAUUCGUUCGAGGAUGCUACCAUAAUCAAAAUAUUUACAGCAAUCGGCGAUUGGCAUUUUUCCAAGGGCUAUCCUGAUAAGGUGGCAUUGCUCUCAAGGGGUCUGGCUGAAGCAAUGGUCAGUGUUUAUUGUUCAGCGAUGAGAAUAUUUUUACCAACUCCUGCCAAAUCCCAUUAUACAUUUUCACUACGUGAUAUCACCCGUGUGUUUCAGGGUAUUGUAUUGGUGCCAGCAAAACGUCUCCAUGAUCCAGAAAAACUAGGACGUUUGUGGGCUCAUGAAACAUAUCGUGUUUUUUAUGACCGUUUAAUUGAUCAACGUGACCGUGAUCAACUACUCGAGAUGGUAGUUGGUGCGUGUAAAACUAAUUUACGCUUCUCUCUGGAGUCUGCAUUUAAAGACCGCAUGGAAAAUCCUGCUGGCAAAUUGACAGAUAACGACUUGCGCAAUUUAUUUUUUGGCAAUUAUCUCGAACCAGAUGCCGAACCGAAAAUUUACGACGAAUGCGAAAACUACAACAAAUUGGAGAAGCUAAUGCAUUAUUAUUUACGUGACUACAAUGGCUUUUCGAGCACACCCAUGGAUUUGGUAUUGUUCCGCUUUGCCAUUGAGCACAUAUCGAGAGUUUCACGAGUUCUGCAAAUGCCACGUGGCAACAUUUUGAUGGUUGGUAUGGGUGGCUCUGGGCGUCGCAGUUCGUGUAGGCUUGCAGCCCACAUUGCUGAUUGCAAGUUGAUGACGGUGCAAGUGACAAAAACGUACACCCAACAAGAUUGGAGAGAUGAUCUGAAAAAGAUAUUGAUGUCAUCAGGAUUCAGUAUGAAUCAUACGGUUUUCCUAUUUUCCGAUUCGCAGGCAACUGAUGAAGGCUACAUCGAAGAUAUCAAUGGAAUACUAAAUUGUGGUGAUUUACCCAACCUCUAUCAAUUGGAAGACAAGGCAACCAUAAUGGAGAACAUGACCAAUAUAGCCAAACAGCUGGGUAAAAAUAUCGAAUCAAUACCAAGUGAAAUGAACGCUUUUUAUAUUGAACGUGUACGUGAACAAUUGCAUGUGGCAUUGGCAUUUUCACCCAUUGGCGAAUCAUUUAAGGAGCGUAUUCGAAUGUACCCGUCUUUGAUUAACUGUUGCACUAUUGAUUGGUACAUGCCUUGGCCGGUAGACGCUUUGGAACGUGUUGCGGAAUAUUUUAUUAGUUCCAUGGAAUUGGGUCAGUCGCACGAUACAGAUGAAGCGGAAGCCAAUAAGUCAGUUGAAUCAAUCGAUUCCAAGGAGAGCAAAAAGAGUUUAGAGGAUGUCCACGAGAUUGUGCUGAGUGAUUUGGAAAAGGAAUUGGUAAAAUGUGUAAUGCAUUUCAAUCAAUCUGUUCUAGAGGCGAGCGAAAGAUGCUACACGGAAUUGGGUAGACGCAAUUAUGUCACACCCUCAUCCUACUUGGAAAUGCUGAAGGCAUUUAAAGCGUUCUACAUAAGGAAACUCGACGAGAUAACGAAAUUAAGGGACAGGUAUACAACGGGUUUGGAGAAGUUGGAGUUUGCUGCCGGUCAAGUGGGUGAAAUGCAGGCCAAUUUGUAUGAAUUGCAACCGAAGCUAAAAGUGUUGUCAGAGGAAACGGAAAAAAUUAUGGUAAAUAUUGAACGUGAAACAGCGGAAGCGGAAAAGAAAAAAGAGGUAGUGGGUGCCGACGAGGCAGCGGCCAAUGAGGCUGCCGCAGCAGCCCAGGCCAUUAAAGAUGACUGUGAAAGUGAUUUGGCUGAGGCAAUACCAGCCCUAGAGGCAGCAUUGGAUGCUCUCAACACUUUGAAACCUGCCGAUAUUUUUGUAGUUAAGUCUAUGAAGAAUCCCCCGUACGGCGUUAAAUUGGUGCUGGAGGCUGUAUGCGUUCUGAAGGGAUUGAAGCCGGAUCGUAAACCUGAUGCUUCGGGUCGAAUGGUUGAAGAUUAUUGGGCUGCAUCAUUGCGCAUGGUUAGCGAUAUGAAAUUUUUGGAAUCUCUAAAGACUUUCGAUAAAGAUAAUAUACCGCCGGCAAUUAUAAAAAAGAUACGCGAGAAAUAUGUAGCUGAUCGCGAUUUCGUACCGGAAAAGAUUAAAUCAGCGUCGACGGCAUGUGAAGGUAUUUGUCAUUGGGUACGCGCUAUGGAUGUAUAUGACAAAGUGGCCCGAAUUGUUAUGCCCAAAAAAGCUGCCUUAGCCGAAGCCGAAAAUGAAUUAGCAUCUCAAAUGGAAAAAUUAAAUGCAAAACGUGCCGAAUUACAAGUCAUAUUGGAUAAAUUGCAAAAGUUAAACGAUUAUUUUGCCGAAAAGUCAAGACAAAAGAAGGGCCUAGAAGAUGAAAUCGAUAAUUGUGAAAAGAAAUUAAAUAGAGCUGAAAAAUUACUUGGUGGCUUGGGUGGUGAAAAGAUACGUUGGUCCGAAACUGCCCAUAAUUUACAUCAAUCCAUAAGCAAUAUCGUUGGCGAUGUUCUUCUAGCAGGUGGUUGUACAGCAUAUUUGGGAUUUUUUCCUACUGAGUAUAGAGUUCGAAUACUUCAAGAAUGGAAUGAUUUCUGCCGACAACGUAAAAUUCCUUGUUCGGAAAAGUUUUCGCUUGCAAAUACUCUGGGUAAUCCGAUGCAAAUAAGAGCCUGGUCAUUAGGCGGCUUACCUGCUGAUAAUUUUUCAAUAGAAAAUGCCAUCAUUGUAGCUAACUCCAGUCGUUAUUCCUUGCUAAUUGAUCCACAAGUGCAAGCCAAUAAGUGGAUUAAAAAUAUGGAAAAGAAGAACGAUUUGAAAGUCAUUAAGCAAAGCGAUAGCAAUUAUAUGCAGGUGCUUGAACUGGCUAUCACUUAUGGCAAUCCUGUAUUGAUUGAAAAUGUUGGUGAAAAAUUGGAUUCAAAUUUAACACCCAUUUUGGAAAAAAAUAUUAUUAAACACAAAGGCGGUUAUUUCAUAAAGAGUGGCGAUCAAAUGAUUGAAUAUAACAGCAAUUUUCGAUUAUAUAUAACAACGUGCCUUCGGAAUCCGCACUAUCCACCCGAAAUUAUGGUUAUGGUAACUGUAAUUAAUUUCAUGAUUACUGAACAAGGUUUAAGUGAACAACUAUUGGCCACCGUUGUCGCUCAUGAACGACCAGACUUGCAAGAGAAAAAGGAGCAAUUGAUUAUUGAAUCGGCAAAAAAUCGCGAUUCUUUGUAUACCAUUGAAUCGAAAAUACUGGAGGUUCUUUCAACAUCCGAAGGCAAUGUAUUGGAAGAUGAAAAUGCCAUUAAUAUUCUGUCGUCGAGCAAAGUUUUGUCGGAGCAAAUUCAAGAGAAACAAGUCAUUGCGGUGGCAACCGAAACGGAAAUUGACGAAGCACGACAACGUUACAUACCAGUGGCCAAACAUUCGGCCAUACUGUUCUUCUGCAUCAGUGAAUUGGCAAACAUCGACCCAAUGUACCAAUAUUCCCUGGGAUGGUUUUUCAAUCUCUUCGUUAAUGCAAUUCUAAAGGCGCCCAAGUCAUCGCAGCUGGACGAACGUUUGGAACAUUUGAAUAAUUACUUUACGAAGUCCAUAUAUCAGAAUGUGUGUCGUUCGCUGUUUGAGAAAGAUAAACUAGUUAUAUCGCUGGUGAUGUGUUUGGGCAUACAGCUAUCGCGGGGUAAAAUAAAUAAAUCCCAUUUGCUGUUCUUUUUAACGGGAGGCGUUGGUCUACAAAGCAUUCCAGCUAAUCCAGCAUCGUCAUGGCUGCCUGAAAAGGCUUGGUUUCAAAUAGUUCUUGCCAGCAACUUGGAUGGAUUGCAAGGUUUUUACAAAAUCUUUCAAUCCGACAUUUCUGCAUGGAAAACAUAUUAUGAUCUGCAAUCGCCCGAAGAAGCCAAAUUUCCAUCACCAUACGAUAGCAUUGACGAAAUGUUGGGUUUAAUAAUACUCAAAUCACUGAGACCGGAUAAGGUUGUGCCAGCAGUAAGGUCCUUUAUAACUCGUAAUAUGGAUCGCUCCUUUGUGGAACCGCCUCCAUUCGAUUUGGAUGAAUCGUUUGCUGAUAGCUCGCCUAGGAUACCUUUGGUGUUUUUAUUGUCGCCUGGUUCUGAUCCGAUGUCCAGUCUUUUUAUGUAUGCCAAACAACGGAAUAUGUACGACAAAACAAAGAGCAUUUCAUUGGGCCAAGGACAAGGACCACGUGCUGAAAAGAUGAUAAUCGAAGCCAAUCGCCAUGGACACUGGGUGGUUUUGCAAAAUUGUCACGUAGCUGUAAGCUGGAUGGGAGAAUUGGAACGCAUUUGCAAUGACAGUACACUGGCCGAAUCCGCUCAUCCAGAUUAUCGUUUGUGGUGUACAUCAUAUCCCAGUUCCGUUUUCCCGGUAUCGGUUUUACAAAAUUCUGUAAAGAUGACAAACGAACCACCCAAAGGUCUCAAAGCCAAUAUGCAGAGGUCAUUCAAUUCGGAUCCGUUGGUGCGCAGUAAAUUCUUCAGCAAUGCAUUUGUUCAUGUUGAAACAGCCAAUAAAUGUUGGUUGCGUGGCGUAUUUGCAUUGGUCUUCUUUCAUGCUGUUGUCCAAGAACGUCGUGAAUUUGGCCCACUUGGCUGGAAUAUACCGUAUGAAUUUAGCGAAGCGGAUUUGAAAAUUUCAUUGCUCCAGCUGAAGAUGUUUAUAGCCCAAAGCCACAGCAUUCCGUUUCGUGGCCAUGUCUAUCUUACGGGUGAAUGUAAUUAUGGCGGUCGUGUAACCGAUGACAAGGAUCGCCGUUUAAUCUUAUCAUUACUGAACAUGAUCUAUAAUCCCGAUACUAUUGAUGUUGACAAUUAUCAACUAUCACAGUCUGGUAACUACAGGAUACCUCUAAAUCCAACACGUGUCAAUGCCUUGGAGUACAUAAAAACUUUUCCCUUAAGCCCUCAUCCGGAAGUUUAUGGCUUGCACGAAAAUGCCGAUAUAAAUCGCAACAACAAGGAAACGGAUGCUCUAAUACAAGGUGUUUUGAAGACACAAACGGAUCUUAUGGCUUCGGUGAAAACCAGCCGCAGCGGUGAUGGCCCAAAAGUCGAUCCAGCCUUUGAAAUAUGCACAGACAUAUUGUCACGUUUGCCUGAAGCAUUCAAUGUGGACGAAGUUGCAGAAAAAUACCCAGUUGUCUAUACAAAUUCAAUGAACACUGUAUUACGACAGGAGCUGAUAAGAUUCAAUCGUUUAUUGGAAUAUAUACGAAAAAGUCUUCAAAAUGUACAAAAAGCUAUACAGGGUCAAAUAGCAAUGAUACCCGAACUAGAGAGAACUCAUCGUUCUAUGGUUAUUGGAAAGUUACCGAGUGAUUGGCUGAAAAAGAGUUAUCCCUCAUUGAAACCAUUGGGUAGUUAUAUUACGGAUUUUCUUGCCAGAUUGGAAUUCUUUCAACGUUGGAUAGAGGAGGGGGAGCCAAUCGUCUACUGGCUGUCCGGAUUUUAUUUCACUCAAUCGUUUAUGACUGGUGUAUUGCAAAAUUAUUCUAGAAAGAAUAGUUAUCAGAUUGAUAUGGUGAAAAUUGAUUUCGAAGUUACUCAAUAUGAAAUGGAAGCCGAUGAAGAGCCAGAACGUGGAGCAUAUAUACGGGGUCUCUUCUUAGAGGGUUGUCGCUGGAAUCGUACCGAACAAGCUCUGGAUGAAUCGUUUGCGAAAGUUCUCUUCGAUACCAUACCCGUUGUUUGCCUUUUGCCAACAUUGAAAAAUGAUGAAACGACCAAAGAUAACGUUGAUAUUGGUCGAGAUGGGAAGCAUAUCUACGAAUGUCCUGUAUAUAAGACAAGUGAAAGACGUGGUGUUCUCUCCACCACUGGCCAUUCGACAAAUUUCGUAAUGUAUAUGGAUUUACCAUGUACCAGGAAUCAAAUGCAUUGGAUAAAUCGUGGAGCAGCUUCAUUGUGUCAAUUAGAUGAUUAA